AGGUGGGGAUAGAAGAAACGGUGCCAUUGCGAGUUACCUGGCUCUGGGAAUCACGUCCGGUCGUGCACUCGGCACCCGGCCCUGCGGAUGCAUUCUUUGGCUUCACCCGCCGCUGCUGCCCAUCCGUCCGCGAGUCACCCACACCUCACCACACCUGUCUGGAUACUGCAUCACUGCCACCGCCUGACCCCGCAUCACCACCCCACAGGACCCCAACCCAAGUCUUUGUCCUUUUCCUCCCUUACCCUUUUUUCCCCCGAACACUCUUGCCCAUCCCGAAGCUGCAGCAGCCAUGUCAGAAAGGCUGCCAACCUCAAACCGGAAGGGGCAUGGUGGCCAGGGACUUUUUUGCCCAUGCCCUCGGACUUACGACCCUUGAUACAACUGCGAUAACAUCCAUAAUCGCACCUCGCGAUUGACUCCCAUUUGUGUAUGACCGAGCUCCUCUCCCAUUUCGGAGUGGCGACAUCCCUCGGCACUGAACGCUAUGAAAGAUUUUCGGUAG
This is a messenger RNA of Parathielavia appendiculata, 505 nucleotides long. RefSeq lists its product as uncharacterized. NCBI's taxonomy places the organism in Eukaryota, Fungi, Ascomycota, Sordariomycetes, Sordariales, Chaetomiaceae. The coding region runs from base 88 to 393 and encodes 101 amino acids. The record is from RefSeq and is a predicted model, not a curated record. The transcript is spliced from 2 exons.